AUGGCGCCAAAAGGGCCCAUUACAACGCCCUUCACCCAACUCUUGGGCAUCCAACACCCCGUGGUUCUAGCCGGCAUGGCCCAUACUUCCGGAGGCGAGCUUUCUGCUGCCGUCUCUAAUGCUGGCGGGCUGGGAGUCAUUGGUGGUUUGCAGUACUCGCCCGACCAGCUUCGGGACAUCAUCGCCGAAAUGAAGGCCGCCUUCAAGCAGCCAGAUCUGCCCUUUGGUAUUGACCUCGCGCUUCCGCAGGUGGGCGGCAACGCACGGAAAACAAACCACGACUACACCCACGGGAAGCUCGAGGAGCUCAUCGACCUGACCAUUGAGAGCGGCGCUAAACUUUUCGUGUGCGCAAUCGGCGUGCCGCCCAAGCACAUCAUCGAAAAGCUGCACAAGAACGGCAUUCUCGUCAUGAACAUGGUGGGCCACCCCAAGCACGCCGUCAAAGCCCUCGAUCUCGGCGUCGACAUGGUGUGCGCCCAGGGCACCGAGGCCGGCGGGCAUACCGGCGAAAUUGCAAGCUCGGUCCUUGUGCCUGCCGUCGUGGACGUGGCCCGACGUUACAAGCCGCCGAUGCUCAAGGGUUCUACCGCCUUGGUCCUCGCCGCCGGUGGCGUCUGCAACGGUCGGGGUGUUGCCGCCGCUCUGAUGCAGGGCGCCUCUGCCGUGUGGGUUGGAACCCGCUUCGUGGCCUCGGUGGAGGCCAACAGCAGCAACGAGCACAAGCAGGCCGUCGUGGACUGCGACUUUACAGGCACGGAGCGGACGCUAGUCUUGUCCGGAAGGCCCCUGAGGAUGAUGCCCAACGACUACAUUCGGCGGUGGAACAAGAACCCCCAGGAGAUACAGAGCCUUUGCGACCGCGGCAUCGUCCCCGUGGAGCAUGACCUGGAAAACGGCGCGGAGGACAUCGAUGUGCCUCACUUUAUGGGCCAGGUGGCGGGUUCCAUUCAGCGCAUUCAGCCGGCGGGCGAGAUUGUUCAUGAGCUUGUCGAGGAAGCCGCCGAGAUGCUGCGGACCGGGGGGACGUACCUUGAUGGGGGUAGUAAGCUGUAG
Messenger RNA from Metarhizium brunneum ARSEF 3297, 1056 nucleotides. RefSeq lists its product as uncharacterized. Lineage: Eukaryota; Fungi; Ascomycota; Sordariomycetes; Hypocreales; Clavicipitaceae. Gene Ontology annotation, molecular function: nitronate monooxygenase activity. The record is from RefSeq and is a predicted model, not a curated record.